UUAGUGGCCAUUCGAUCUCGGUAGCUUAGCUUGAAAGCAUGCGAUUACUGUUCGGGAUAAUUGCUUUGGUUAGUCUGACCGGACGGGGCUUCCACUGCUCCGACGUUGUGGACAAGUUGGAACGGAUUCCGUACGAGUUUGCAACCUUCCUGGGUGCUUUUCAAUCCAGCAACCACUCCGCGGACCUUAGUUACUGGAAGGAUCAGAAUUGCGUCUACGAUUUGAGCAAGUUCGGUGUGGGACUUCAGAAAGAUCAACAAUGGGCGUUAAAAGUCUACGACUUAUGGGGCAAAAUGCCGUCCGGACUGUCACGAGGAAAUUAUUUCACGCCGGGUGAUUUCGAGCAAUGCCGCCAAUUGGCCAUCGGUCCGUUCGGCGGCCAUCACUGCACUGUACGGUUCGGCUUCGAUUCUAUGAAACUUCCACUGGAUCCACUCUGGUUGGGCAUUUGUGUGCCCAACACAUGUAAACCGGAGCUUAUUAAAACUCUAACCGAUUAUUUCGCGCAAGAGUAUGAGUUAGAUACGGUCGAUGGCUACAAUCAGUCUGACUUCUGUUACAGAGAGAAACCGGCCCAGGAGCUUGACGGAGUCGCUAUCAGUGCAAUCGUUGUACUAAGUUGCAUUGGUGCGGCUAUUGUUAUGUGUACAUUAAUUGAGGUUCUAGGUAUGUUGCUUAAGAUACCAAUUCCUCAAUACUUGAAGGAUGUUUCACUGUACACUGGUUUGGCAACGCUGUUCAAAACUGAGCCAAAAGCCGAAAAGAAGACGGACACAUUAGAUUGCGUCCACGGACUUCGUUCGUUCCUGAUGAUCCAGAUCAUAGUUCAUCAUGUGCAUCAUGCUCUAAGAACCAUUCCGGUUACCGACAACGUCAUCCGGCAGGACUACUUUGACAGUGCGGGUGGAGUUAUUACUUAUCGUGUGUCAGCUUUAUCGGCGGAUAUAUUCCUGGUCAUAAGUGCGAUGUUGAUGACGUACGGCAUCAUGAAGGAGCUGACGUUGAACUCUGGCAAGUUCAAUGUUUGGCUACUUUGGCUACACCGUAUCGUACGAAUCUUGCCGGCCUAUGCAAUGCUGAUAUACUUCUGGGUCGCUUUCGGUGAGCAUUUAGGGGAAGGGCCACUCUAUCGGCAUGUGGUGCAGCCGACUGUCGACGCCUGCACGGAAAACUGGUGGACUGCGAUACUGUUCGUGCAGAAUUAUGUUAACCCGGAGCAGAUGUGCAUCCCCCACACGUGGUAUCUGUCGAUCGACAUGCAGCUGUACAUCGUGACCCCGCUGCUGGUGUACGCGCUGUGGAAGCUGGGAGUUCAAUUCGCGCCGGCUUUGGCUCUGCUGAUGAUGGCGUCCAUGGUGUGUGUAUUCGCGACCUUCAGUUCGAACGAUUUUUGGUUGAACCCCGAGAUGACACCCGACCGGGAGGCCCACCGGCUGCGGUCCACUUAUUACGCGACGCACGCCCGAAUGUCGGUAUGGUUUUUCGGUAUCGCCUUCGGUUACUUCCUGUUCCGGACAAGGGAGAAGCAGGUUAAAUGGUCACCGGUGGUGUUGACUUCGGUGUCGAUCUUUGCGACCGCACUGGCCGGGGUCAUUAUGUUUUGUGCUACUGAAGUCUACAAACCCCCCGUGGUGUCGGAGCUGGGGGAUGCCUUCUACGAGUCGCUGCACCGCGUUGCCUGGGUCGGUUGUCAUAUGUGGCUUAUCUUUAUGUGCGUCAAUGGCUAUGGCAGUGUGCUGGACAGUUUCCUAAGCUGGACAAUGUGGCAGCCGAUUGCUCGCCUCUCCUAUUGUAUGUAUCUGAUUCACUAUCUGGUCGUGGUGGUCACCUUGGGUGGAUAUAUCCAACAGCCGUUGUUCUUUACUGGUGUCAAUGUGCAAUUUAUGUCGCUCGGAGUUUUUGGAAUUACGGCGGUGGCGGCACUCAUUUGGACGCUCUUCAUUGAACGGCCAGUUUUAGCUAUAGAGAAAAAUAUUCGACUAUGGGUUGGCAAAUCACAGCAAUAAAGUACUGAGAGCAGGUUAACUUUUUGUUUUAU
Molecule: messenger RNA, 2038 nt
Organism: Wyeomyia smithii (pitcher-plant mosquito)
Lineage: Eukaryota; Metazoa; Arthropoda; Insecta; Diptera; Culicidae
Product: nose resistant to fluoxetine protein 6-like
Exons: 4
Coding region: 39-2006 (655 amino acids)
Molecular function (GO): acyltransferase activity, transferring groups other than amino-acyl groups
Source: RefSeq, a predicted model, not a curated record